CGGGCAAAGCACAUGUGUGCAAUCGAGCGAGCGAGCGAUUGUGACGGCGGCAUAACUAAGAGAAGCUUCAACGUAAACGUGUCUGCAUAUAAAGCUUUUUGUUGCUGUUAUUUUAUGGGCGCGUUUGACGUAAACGCCAAGAGUCAUUCAAAUAUCCAUUUUGAAAAAUCGAAGCCAAGUUGGAGGCAAAUCCAUUCCCGCAACAGGAAGUUGUAGCUUUGAAUGUCACGUGUACUGCAGUUGUUGUUGUUAGUUCAAGCAUUGUUAGCUCGCCGCUAGUGUGUUUUGCUUUGUUGUUGUGUGCAAGUGAGGAAAUUACAGUUGCAAAGUGAAGUGCUCGAAUGAGUGAAAGAAAAUUUGAUGCCAAAUAAAGUUAUUGUGUAAGCUAACGGGUAUUUUUGAGUGAAAUAUACAACAACAGCACCAACAAUAGUUAUGCAAGUUUUUUCUUGCACUAAAGCGAAGUCGUGAAAACAACAGUUUUGAAAAUUUAUGCGAAAUUGAGAGGUGCGAAGCUGCAAAAGUUGUGAAAAUUUGAGAUUUACCCUUCAUCACACACCUUAGAUAGCACUGGAGAUCCAACGGCAUCAAUACAAAAUUGUUUAAGCGAAGUCGGCAGAAGAUAAAAGAUUUGUGAGAAAUGACCACAACUACUGAAGAACCCAUAACAGCGCUAGAUUCCACUACGUCGUUCACAGGCAGCAGUAACGGAGAUCUAAUAGUGACGCCAGCGUUAAAUAGCGAGGAGUUUAACAACCUAACCUACGAUGAUGAAAAGAGCAUUUUCGCACAUCCCACAUUAGCAGAAUACUACAACAAUCUCACGCCCUUCGUCACACUUUGCAUAUUCGUCUCCGUCUUAACAUUUAUGCUCACCAUUUCCAUUUUUCUCACGACCUUGGCUAAGCUUCAGCAACGUCUUCGCAAGCCACUGCUAGCUCCUUCCAUAGCGCUUGUGUCCUUGUACCCGCUCAUCAGCCUUGCAGCAUUGCUCACACUACUCUUGCCGAAACUAUGGUUCACCUUCCACACUGUGAUGCAUCUCUCGUUUACGGUCGGCGCCGUCUUCUUUUAUCAGCUGUGCGGCCAUUAUAUUGGCUCUGAGACCAGUUUCAUUAAGGAGACAGCGGGCAUGGCUGUGGCGAUUAAGACACCACCAUGUUGUUGCUGUUGCGUAUGUUUACCAGGUGUGACGCCUACUAGGGGGCGAUUUGUAGUACUGCGAUGCCUUGUUUAUCAAAUGGCAUUCGUUCAGGGCAGCAUAAUGUUGGUGUUGAAUGGCAUCUUCUACAAUGAUAUGGCUUUAUUCCACGAUGUGCAAUACUAUUUUCUGCCAUUCAUCAUUACUUCUAUUAUACUCGGUUCAUGGGGGCUGAAUAUAACGGUGCGUGUGGUGAAUAAUUUACAUUCGGAUUACAGUACCACGAAAAAAAUGUUCGCACUUCAGCUAAUUUUAUUGCUGUGCAAGAUGCAGUAUCUCAUAUUGGACAAGCAGCUGGAUAAAUUAUUACUAGGCGGCGACUAUCCGAUGAAUCAUAUUAUCUAUAAGCAGUCUAUCAUCAACAGCUUGGUCGUGGUGGAGAUGGUUCUGGUGUCGCUACUCGCUCAGAGUGCUUACAGAAUUCCAGUUAUAAUCGACGAUAAUUGAAGACAAUUACUUAAGUAAUCUACUUAAAUACUUACGUUUGUACUUAUGUAGCUAGUUUGUUUUAAAAGUAGUGCUCAUAAAAUAUAGUUCUUAUUUUAUCAAAGUAGUCCUAAUCUACUUUUACGAAAUGUAAACUCUGGUUUAUGUUUAGUCAUUUGUCACAGGUCAGGUAGCUUAAAAUUUAAACUUUAGCUCGACUUUUUCUUUAAAUAAUUAAAAAAAUUCAGCACCAUUAAUUUUAUAAACGAUAAUGGCAAAAAUUGUGAUAGCUAAA
Molecule: messenger RNA, 1922 nt
Organism: Bactrocera latifrons
Lineage: Eukaryota; Metazoa; Arthropoda; Insecta; Diptera; Tephritidae
Product: organic solute transporter alpha-like protein
Exons: 6
Coding region: 641-1648 (335 amino acids)
Biological process (GO): transport
Molecular function (GO): transporter activity
Source: RefSeq, a predicted model, not a curated record